Messenger RNA from Eublepharis macularius, 2307 nucleotides. RefSeq names its product HAUS augmin like complex subunit 5 (gene HAUS5). Bases 33 to 2051 code for a protein of 672 amino acids. The record is from RefSeq and is a predicted model, not a curated record. Gene Ontology annotation, cellular component: centrosome; HAUS complex. Lineage: Eukaryota; Metazoa; Chordata; Lepidosauria; Squamata; Eublepharidae. The transcript is spliced from 19 exons. Gene Ontology annotation, biological process: spindle assembly; centrosome cycle.
CGGGCGGCGGUCGAGGCGCCUUUUUGUCCGCCAUGGAGCGGAGCGGGGCGUCGCUGGCCCAGGAGCUGAGGCGCUGGGCGGCCGAGGAGAUGAAGCUGCCGCCGGGCAAGAUCCCCUCCGAGAGCGCCGCCCGCCGGAUGUGCUCAGGCCAGUGUGCUGAUAUCUGGAAGUAUGUCAUCCGCCAUGUUCGGCACCAGAGGAAUGUAAAGAAGAUACGGGGGAACUUGCUCUGGUAUCAGCAGAUGGAGGGGACGGAGGUAAGCAACAGAGCGGGCAAAUCCAGUGGUUCGGAUUCAGAGAAAGAACGCCGCAAGCAGCUGGUUCAAGGCAUCACCCGCCUGCGGGGAGAGCUAGAUCAGAUCGACUUGCAAAUCAAAGCAGCACAGCGCGAGCUUGCAGCUGACGAGGUCGCCUCGGAGGUAGCUCAGGAGAAGAUCCGCGAUGCCAAACACCGGACCUUGCUGCUGAAGGCAUACUCAGCCCGGGUCACAGCAGAACGCCAGCAGUUGCGGACCCAGGUCGUGCAGGUCAGGGGCCGUCUGGAGCAGCUGCAGGAGAUGGAGAGAAAGGCCAGGACAGCCGUGGCGUUUGGCAGUGGGAGAGCCCCCGAGGCUGGAUUCCCCAGUUUGGAACCCGAAGUUCUGCGAGAUGUCCGGGAAGCCUGCCGCCUGCGCUUUCAGUUCCUGAAGACCCUCUUUGAGCACAGCGUCUCUGGGAACUGCCCCAGCGGGAUGAGCGAAGAACAGCUGAGCAUGUCCUACCAGCACUGGCUGAGCAUUGUGGAGAGGGUUGCCGCUUCCCACCCGCCUGCCCACAUCCUCUCUGCCCUGAGGCACCUGGCCCUUCAGAACACACAGCAAUUGCAGGAACUCGCUGACGGCAUUGACAUCCCGCGUGACGUGGAAGCGCUCAAGUUCCGCUAUGCCAGUGCCCACCUGGAAGAUGUUUCGGAUGCAGCGGACGACCUGCCCUCCGUCCAGGGCCUCAUACAGGAAGGCUGGGGCGAGUGCGAAAUGCUCUGCGUUCAGCAGCUCCCCCUGCAGGCCAAGGAGAAGCAACUGUCAGCACAGCUGGAAGCCGUUGUCCAGGAGAUGCACCGACUGCUGUCCGACGGCUCGGAGCGCUCCAUCCUGGCCAGGGCUGUGUUUGAACUGGAGCUCCGGGCAGUGAAGUUGCGGGGCUAUAGAGACGGGCUGCUGAGCAGCUGCCGGCAACUGGAGGAAGCGGUGAGAACCCGUUACGAAGAGCUGCAGGGAUUGCAAGCCAAGCGUCAGCGCAUCCUAGACUUCCGCCACCUGGUGAACAAAAAGCAGGAACACAUCCGAACUCUCAUCAAAGGCACCUCAUACAUUAAAUCCCAGCUGCGUAAGGACCAGAAUGAGAUUAAGGACUUUAUAGAGAAGAAGCUGCUGCCUCAAGAGCGGCAGGUGGAGCUGGAGGCCCAAAAGCUGCACAAUAGGGUCGACCGGGAGGUGCAGCAGUUCAAGGGCGUGGCCCUGCUUUGCUUGCUGCACCGAGACCUUCCCGGGCAGCAACGCAUCCCCACCCACGAGCUCUCCAUCCAUCGCCUGAACCGGACUGCACCGGCCGAGUACCGGGCCUUUUUCAAUGUCUGCAAUGGUGCUGCCUUCCCCCUUUACAAGGCCCCCGAGCAGCUCCUCUCUCACGUGGCAGAGCUAAAGAAGGCACUCCUCUGCCUGCGUGCCCAACUGAGCUUGAAGCAGAAGGCAAUGGGAAGCCUGCAGCGACAAUUGGAUAACACACCGGAGCCCAGUGUGCAGGCCUUAAUGCAGGAGGUGCAGGCCAACGAUCAAGAGCAGGCCCGUGAGCUGCUGCCCCGGGUUCUCCAGGUGACGGAUCAGUGCAAGUGUCGCAUAGAACGCUGGCAAGAGAUGCAGGUCGCGGUUGAUGCCUGGUGGGAACAACCCGGACAGUUUGUACUCCCCGGUGAACAGCGCUUCGGCUUCACCCUGCAGCAGUGGCUGGCGCGGUGGACUGUGGCCGCUAAGAUGGUGCAACAGAAACAGCCACAACCACUUAGUUGGGUCUGAGACCUUUCUGGGAACCAGAGGAAAGCGAGCCCUCCCCCUCCCUAUCUGGAGUGGUUUGAAACGUAGUCCAAAUUUCUGAAGGGGGCAGUGUUGGCUGGACAGCUAAUAGAAAUAGUUUACCCCUAACCAAUCUAAAGGAGCUAACGUCUGCGAGGAGAGGAGGAUAUUUUCCCCCUUUUGCAGAAGAAAGUGUUAUAGGCAAGACUGGCCUGUCUUUCUCGUCUUCUGGAAUAAAACCGAAAUGCAUUAACCUUAA